Molecule: messenger RNA, 3351 nt
Organism: Dromaius novaehollandiae (emu)
Lineage: Eukaryota; Metazoa; Chordata; Aves; Casuariiformes; Dromaiidae
Gene: AACS
Product: acetoacetyl-CoA synthetase
Exons: 18
Coding region: 137-2140 (667 amino acids)
Biological process (GO): positive regulation of insulin secretion; lipid metabolic process
Molecular function (GO): acetoacetate-CoA ligase activity
Source: RefSeq, a predicted model, not a curated record
GGGGCGGGCGCGGCGCGGCUCGCCGCCCCUUAAAGGGCCGCGCCCGGCGGAGGGGCCCGCAGUGAGGGCUGGGGUGCGGAAGCGGCGCUGAGGCGGGAGGUGACGGUUGUCCCCAGCGCCCGCCGCCGCCGCCGCCAUGUCCCGGGAGCCCGAGAUCAUGGAGUCGCAGGUGAUGUGGGAGCCCGACACGAAGCGCAACACCCACAUGGACCGGUUCCGCGCCGCCGUGGCCAGCAGCUGCGGGCUCCGCCUGGCCACCUACAAUGACUUAUACCAGUGGUCGGUGGAAUCCUUCUCAGACUUUUGGGCAGAAUUCUGGAAGUUCAGUGACAUUGUAUGCUCUCACCUGUAUGAUGAGGUGGUUGAUACAUCUAAAAGUAUUGCAGAUGUCCCAGAAUGGUUUAAAGGCAGCCGACUGAACUAUGCAGAAAAUCUCCUAAAGCACAAGGAGAAUGACAAGAUUGCACUUUAUGCAGCGAAGGAAGGCAAAGAAGAAAUUGUGAAGGUUACUUUUGAAGAACUGAGACAAGCUGUAGCUCUGUAUGCUGCAGCCAUGAGGAAGAUGGGAGUUAAAGUAGGAGACAGAGUUGUGGGUUACUUACCAAACAGCAUUCAUGCUGUGGAAGCAAUGCUGGCUGCUGCAAGUAUUGGUGCUAUUUGGAGUUCAACAUCACCAGAUUUUGGCAUUAAUGGUGUACUGGACAGGUUUUCCCAAAUUCAGCCUAAGCUCAUCUUCUCUGUUGAAGCUGUUGUAUACAAUGGCAAAGAACAUAACCACUUGGAAAAGCUGCUUAGUGUGGUAAAAGGGCUUCCAGAUUUAAAAAAAGUGGUGGUGAUUCCAUAUGUCUCCUCAAGAGAAACCAUAGAUAUUUCUAGGAUUCCAAACAGUGUCUUUUUAGAAGAUUUCCUUGCUACUGGGAAAGGAGAACAGGCCCCCCAGCUGGAGUUUGAACAGCUGCCUUUUAGUCAUCCUCUCUUUAUCAUGUAUUCAUCAGGCACAACAGGGGCACCAAAAUGCAUGGUCCAUUCAGCAGGGGGUACGCUAAUACAGCAUCUGAAGGAACACAUUCUUCAUGGCAACAUGACCAGCAGUGACAUUAUUAUGUACUAUACAACGACUGGCUGGAUGAUGUGGAAUUGGUUAGUGACUGCACUUGCUACAGGAGCUUCAGUGGUUUUGUAUGAUGGAUCUCCUCUAGUUCCAUCACCCAAUGUGCUCUGGGACUUGAUUGACAGACUAGGGAUCACCAUCCUUGGAACAGGUGCAAAGUGGCUGGCUGUACUAGAAGAGAAAAAUUUAAAACCAUGUGAAACGCACAAUCUCCAAACACUCCACACUAUACUGUCUACGGGAUCACCACUCAAAUCUCAAAGCUAUGAGUAUGUCUACAAACACAUAAAAAGCAGUGUCCUACUGGGAUCCAUUUCAGGUGGAACAGAUAUAAUUUCAUGUUUUAUGGGUCAGAAUGUUACAAUUCCAGUUUACAAAGGAGAAAUUCAGGCCAGAAAUCUUGGAAUGGCUGUAGAAGCAUGGAAUGAUGAAGGCAAACCAGUUUGGGGUGAAAGUGGAGAGCUGGUUUGUACAAAGCCAAUUCCCUGUCAACCUACACACUUCUGGAAUGAUGAGAAUGGAAACAAAUACAGGAAAGCUUAUUUUUCAAAAUUCCCAGGUGUUUGGGCCCAUGGCGAUUACUGCAAAAUUAAUCCCAAGACAGGAGGAAUUGUCAUGCUUGGUCGCAGUGACGGUACAUUAAAUCCAAAUGGAGUAAGAUUCGGAAGUUCUGAAAUCUAUAACAUAGUUGAAGCCUUUGAGGAGGUUUCAGAUAGCCUCUGUGUCCCGCAGUACAACAAAGAUGGGGAGGAAAGGGUGAUACUCUUCCUGAAGAUGGCCUUAAACUAUGCCUUCAGUGAGGAUCUGGUGAAAAGAAUUCGAGAUGCAAUACGUAUAGCACUUUCUGCUAGACAUGUUCCAAGCCUCAUUCUAGAAACCAAAGGCAUUCCGUAUACGAUAAAUGGAAAAAAAGUGGAAGUAGCUGUGAAAGAAAUAAUUGCAGGGAAAGAAGUUGUGCAGCGGGGUGCUUUCUCAAACCCAGAGACUUUGGACCUGUACCAAAAUAUUCCUGAGCUUCAGAAUUUCUGAAGCCACUUCUUUUUUUCUUUUUUGCAUCUGUCUUUGUUCUGUGUUUGUUUUGUAUAUACCAAUACUGUAUGUAAAGAAAAAAAAACCCUCUAUUUAAUACCAAUGGUUCUUUUAAAAGAAAAAUAUUUCGUUAAGUGCAUUAUGAAAGGCUUGGGUAAAGCAUAGCUCCCUUCUAUUGGUUAAAUAUGCCAUAUGUCUUGGAGUUAUUCUUCCAGCCUGGAAGCAAGAACCUGCCUGUUCUGAUUUUUAUAUAUAUAUGAUGAAUGCAUCUUUUCUGGUUAGAUUUACGUCAGCAGCCCAUCAAACUGGAACACCAAUAGCAAAAGUUGCAGUUCAUAAUAGAAUAAUUCUCUUUCAUGAAACAUUCACUUUCCUUUUUUUAACUGGAUUUUUAGCCAAAUUUAGUUUUUUCAAUCCAUAUGUUUUAGAGCCAACUGCAGGGAAUAUAUGACAAUUUUAAAUAUUUGACCGUGAAACAUGCAAGUAUUCCAUACAUAAUGUGCAUUUAAAUGUUUUUAUUAAGCUGGAUCAUAACGUACUACACCCAUUUGACGUGACUCCAAAUGAUUUCAGUCUUCAAAUAUCUCAUGGUACCCUUGAAGACAGUUGCUGCUUCAUUUUAUGAUGAAUCCUUCCUAUUGUUUUAAGCUUUUAGCUCAUUGACUUCUAGGGAUUCCGAAAGUGAGGGAGCAGUCACCUCCUUAUUCCUGGUGUAGCUCCAGAUUAUUUACACUGAAUUUACUGGAGUUACUCUGGAUUAACAUCAUUGUAGCUGAGGACAGCAUUUCACAUCCCCGUUUCAAAGUUCUUUUUUGUCUUUAAGGUAACAGUGUUAUGUUAGCUGAACAGUUCCAGUGUGUUCAUUUAUUAAAACCUGAUGGGUUUUGUAACUUUUUUACUAAACGUCAUGUUGAAAGUGAAAGACUAAAAUGUUUUCUAGCUCUGCGUCCUUCCAGUUUAUAAAGGGAAAAAUACUGUUAGGAGUAUAUUAAAACAGUAAAAUGGAAGCACUAAAACAGUUUUGUUUUUCACGGAGAAAAUACAGUUGCAGUAGUUGUACCAAAUCCCUGGCACUCAUCUCCUGCACUGUGUGAAUGUCGUGGGUUAAGUAUUUAAUGCAUUAAAAUCUUGGGUGUCUUGGUAAUUGUGUUGAAUGCAUUCAGCACUGAUAAAGAGUUAAUUAAAAGAAAAUAAAUUGAUUCUUAAUAUAA